This is a messenger RNA of Lottia gigantea (owl limpet), 1323 nucleotides long. RefSeq lists its product as hypothetical. The transcript is spliced from 2 exons. Bases 1 to 1323 code for a protein of 440 amino acids. Lineage: Eukaryota; Metazoa; Mollusca; Gastropoda; Lottiidae. The record is from RefSeq and is a predicted model, not a curated record.
AUGUUGACCAAGAAAGAUCUGUCUGACAUAGAAAAGACUCUGGCGGGUGUAGAUAUAUUACGAACCAAAUAUGGUAUGCCAGUUGAAUUGAUCCAGGAUUUGAUCCAAGAUAAUGUGGAUGAGCUCCUUAAGAAAGUGGCAAUCCUAAAUUCAUUCAGAUUUCCGGAUCCCUUGGAUUACGCGGAGUAUGGAUUUUUAUUACGGUUGCCCCUAUACAGUCUUCAGGAUCUUUACCACGAUUUGCAGGAAUCUGGACUAAGGGAAUACAGGGUGACAGAUAUUCAAAAACAUUUAGAAGAAAAAAAUUACGGAAUAAAAAAUAUCGCACUGUUGUCAAAAUUCACAGGCGUGACUGUAUCGGAAAUACAACGACUAACAAAACAUUUUAAUCACAAAUUUAUACCUAUUGGCUCACAAAAGUUGGAAGCGAAAAUCAAAUUGAUGAAAUGGUACGGACUAACAAACGAAGACAUCUGUCAAGUAUGCUGCUUCUUAAACCUACAAAUGAAAGUUUUAAAAUCUAUUCUGGUUAAGUAUACAAAACUAAAAGGUGAUGGUGUCCUUCCAUGGAAGAUAAAAGUGUAUCUUUCAAAUCCUUGUGUACAAAAAAUGAUGAGUGUUCGAACAGUAAAUACAUUAGGGAAACACAUAAUGGCUUUUAAAUCCAAACUGGGGUUCAAAAUGAAUCUCUGUCCACAAACGUUGAUUUCUUUACUUGUUCUGAAUAUGAAACCAUUUACAACCAUGCUGGAAAAAAUUGAAAUUCUGAAAAGCGUUCUACCAAUUGAAGAAAUCAUAACACCAGAGGGCAUUCAUUUCCUGACCAAAUUGACUAAAGAGGGGUUAAUCCAAGGCGUGAAACGAUCAGAAUCUCUUCCAGAACUUUCCAUCGCACAUUUUGAGAAGUCCUUCUUUUUCAGAAAAGUUCAAAUUUUGAAGAAAGAACAGCGUAGAAUCAUCAGUGAAAUGUUAAAUCUGUCGUAUGUCGACGUUCGGAAAGUUAGCCAAAUGUUCGAAACAGAACACAAAGACAUACAGGCAAAUAUAAUGCUACUACAAAAUUAUGGAUUUUCAGUAGCGGACAUUCGAAAGUUGUUUAUCGUCGUGUACGCUGACACAGAAAGGCUUAAGUAUCAACUGGAUGUUCUGAGUUCAAGACCAGAAAUACAAGACUACAAUUUGCAAGUCACGAGCUUCAAGGCCUUAAAUUACGUCCAGUAUUUUCUAGAGAAUGACUGUAAGUUGGAAGGUGUUGAUCAAUUUGGCAUCAACGAUAUUGAUGAUGAUGAUGAUUUUGAAAAUGAAAGUGACUUGCGUUCUUAA